AAUGGCUUCCCCCCCCCACUCCCCAUUGGAAACACUUUGAAGCAAGGGCCCUUCUAAGCAUCUCCGUAGCUAGAAAAGCUUCUUGGGCCAUUUCUAGAUGUUUGCGGAUGGUGCUCCGGACGAAAUCCAACCGAAAUUAACAGAAUAUAAAUUAGUCAUUGCAACGGAGCAUGAUUUUUUUUUUCCUUUUUUCUUUUUCAGCUUUGUGUUUUGUGAGUUCACUCCCUCGGAAUGCAACCGCAGAAUAAACAACCGUGAAGAAUUCUGAAGCACAGCAACAACCUAUGAAUAACCGGUCUCGCAUCGGAAGGAAUUUUAACCCCGAACUGGCUCAAUCGAUGUUGUUUUUAUUUCUGACGAGGAGGCCAGAAACAACUAAAAAAGUUACUGUUUUUUUUUUUUCCAAAAUCCAAAGCAGCUCCUUGUAGUGCAGGAUUUUUUUCUCUUUCUGAACGCGACUCUUCGAUUUUGGAGCACAGGCCGUCCUCGGCUCACGAGCACAGUUGGGAGAAGAAUUUCCAUGGCUAAGCAAGAUUCGGCUGCCUAACGAUAAGCCAUUUCGAAAUAAAAAUCUGGAUUGUGAAACUGAGAGGAGAAAAGCAUCGGACAGACUGCUGGGCACACAAAGUGAAUUUGCUGGAUACCUCCAAGAUUAUUGGUGACUGGGGCUGGCUCAUUUAUCCUUCCCAUGGGUGGGACUCCAUCAACGAGAUGGACGAAGCCUUCCAGCCCAUCCACACCUACCAAGUGUGCAACGUCAUGACGGCCAACCAGAACACCUGGCUCAGGACCAGCUGGAUCCAGCGGCACGGCGCCCACCGGGUUUACGCCGAGAUCCGAUUCACCUUGCGGGAUUGCAACAGCAUGCCUGGCGUGCUGGGCACCUGCAAGGAAACCUUUAACCUUCACUACCUCCAAUCGGACCGGGAUCUGGGCAGCACCGCCCGGGAGAGCCAGUUCGUCAAGAUCGACACCAUCGCGGCCGACGAGAGCUUCACCAACGUGGACCUGGGGGUCCGCAGGCUCAAACUCAACACCGAGGUCCGGGGGGUCGGGCCGCUGACCAAGAGGGGCUUCUACCUGGCUUUCCAGGACAUCGGGGCCUGCAUCGCCAUCGUCUCCCUCCGGGUCUAUUACAAGAAGUGCCCGGCCAUGGUGAGGAACCUGGCCGCCUUUUCCGAAGCGGUGACGGGGGCGGAUUCCUCCUCCCUGGUGGAGGUGCGGGGGGAGUGCGUUUCGCACUCGGAGGAGAGGGACACCCCCAAAAUGUACUGCAGCGCCGAGGGGGAAUGGCUGGUGCCCAUCGGGAAGUGCGUCUGCAGUGCCGGCUACGAAGAGCGGAAGGACGCGUGUUUGGCCUGCCCAGUGGGGUUUUAUAAGUCGUCUCCUGGAGACCAGCUGUGUGCCAGGUGUCCCCCAAACAGCUAUUCCGACACCUUGGCCGCGCAGGUGUGUCGCUGUGAAAACACCUUUUUCCGGGCUGCCCAGGACCCGCCUUCGGCCGCCUGCACACGUCCCCCUUCGGCUCCCACCAACCUGCUCUCCAGCGUGAACGGCACGACGGUGACCCUGGACUGGGCUCCCCCGCUGGACAAGGGCGGGCGGCGAGACGUCAGCUACAACGUGAUCUGCCAUCGCUGCCCCUGGGGCGGGGGCCACUGCGAAUCCUGCGGGCCCGGCAUCCGUUUCCUCCCCCAGCAGAUGAAUUUGGCUCAAGGGUCUCUCUCUGUCUCCAACCUUCUGGCUCACACCAAUUACUCCUUCUCGGUGGAGGCCGUCAACGGGGUCUCCGACCUCAGCUAUGAGUCCCCGCGAUUUGUGGCCGUCAACAUCACCACGAACCAGGCAGCGCCUUCCCAAGUGACGGCAGUCGAGCAGCAAAACGUGGGUCAGCACAGCGUCACCCUCCUGUGGCCUCAGCCCGAGCAGCCCAACGGCAUCAUCCUGGAAUACGAAAUUAAAUAUUACGAGAAGGACAAGGAGAUGCAGAGCUAUUCCACCCUGAAAUCCAAGGUCAACCGGACCACCGUCCUGGGCUUGAAGCCGGCCACCCGCUACAUCUUCCAGGUCCGGGCCCGGACGUCGGCCGGCUGCGGCAAGUUCAGCCAGGCCCUCGAAGUCGAAACAGCCAAAGCAAUAGUUCCCCAAUACGACACCAUGACGGUGGUGUGGGUCUGCCUGACACUCAUCAGCGGCUUGGUAGCCCUGCUUCUGCUCCUCAUUUGCAAGAAGAGGCACUGUGGCUACAGCAAGGCUUUCCAAGACCCAGAUGAAGAGAAGAUGCAUUACCAGAACGGGCAAGUGAAAUUCCCCGAAUCUAAAUUUUACCUGGAGUCUCACACCUACGAAGACCCCUGUCAGGCUGCCCACGAGGUCAUGCGGGAAAUCGACGCGUCUCGGAUUAAGAUCGAGAGAGUUAUCGGCUCGGGUGAAUCCGGAGAAGUCUGUUACGGCCGUCUGAAGAUCCCCGGGAAAAGAGAAGUGCCCGUCGCGGUCAAGGCCCUGAAACCUGGUUACACGGAAAAGCAGCGGCGGGACUUCCUCAGCGAAGCCAGCAUCAUGGCCCGGUUCGAUCACCCCAACGUUAUCCAUCUGGAAGGGGUGGUCACCAAAAGCAAACUCAUGAUGAUUGUGACCGAGUACAUGGAGAAUGGAUCCCUGGAUUCCUUCCUCCGAAAACACGACGGGCAAUUUACGGUCCUCCAGCUGGUGGUCAUGCUCAGGGGCAUCAGCGCCGGCAUGCGCUACCUCUCCGAUCUGGGUUACGUCCACCGGGACCUGGCGGCUCGUAACAUCCUCAUCAACGGCAACCUGGUUUGCAAAGUCUCGGACUUCGGCCUGUCUCGCGUUCUGGACGACAACCCGGAUGCCGCUUACACAACCACAGGAGGCAAGAUCCCCGUUCGGUGGACGGCCCCCGAAGCCAUCACCUUCCGGAAGUUCUCCUCGGCCAGUGACGUCUGGAGCUACGGCAUCGUCACGUGGGAAGUGCUGGCCUAUGGCGAGCGACCCUAUUGGAACAUGACCAAUCAGGACGUCAUUCAGUCGGUGGAGGAAGGCUACCGGCUGCCCGCUCCCAUGGGCUGCCCCAUGGCCCUUCACCAGCUGAUGCUCAGUUGCUGGCAGAAAGAGCCAGACGACAGGCCGCGCUUCUCCCAAAUUCUCAGCGUCCUGGACAAGCUGAUUCGCAACCCACAAAACUUAAAAUGCACAGCCACGGUCAACAGGUUCACCCAAACGCUGUCCGAACGAGGCCACAUUGAUUUCACCCGCUGUGGCUCUGUGGGAGAGUGGCUGGAUUCGAUUCGGCUAGGAAGGUACCAGGAGAAUUUCGCCCUGGCUGGCUAUUCGUCUCUCGGCAUGGUGAUGCACAUGAAUAUUGAGGACGUGCAAAACCUGGGAAUCAAUCUCACGGGCCAUCAAAGGAAGAUCUUGACCAGCAUCCAGAUCAUGAGGUCCCAGCUUCUCAACACCAUGGGUUGCAGAAGACCCCUCUGAUAGUUGUCGCUUGUUGUUGAGUGUGGUUUCACGCGGGGAACCCUACCGAGGAGUUAGCAGGAGCCUCGUGCGUGGUGUUAGCGGUGGGAUACCCCUUUCGCUGCUCAGAACGAGGAGGUUGAAGGGGCUCCAGAAACAGGCUGGGUCCUGUUCUGACCAUUCAUCCCUAGGGGGGACUCCUUCAGACUGACCUUCUUGGCCUCUACCUGAUCGGGUAGGGAGUGGGGGUCUCCCGUAAAAGACGGUCUUUGUAACUAACCGUAGAUUCUUACAGACUUGUACUUUUUUUUUAAGCCACUGAUCGCAAUAACUCUUUUGACCUGCACCCUCAACGGCACCUUCACCAAGGGGGUUCAGGAAGGACCUCUCUAUGCUCCCCCCCCUACUUCCAUCUGAGGUGGACAACCUGCAGCUGAACGGGGACUGCUCUGGAGACCUCAACAAUUCUUCCAGGUGUAUCCGGAGCCCACAAACUCAAGUCCCCUCUAAGAUCUCCCAUCUCCCCUGGCCCAUUCUCUGCUCUCUUUCCCAGCUCCGACCGGUCUCCCUCUGUCCCUCUCUUGCUGAGGAAAGCGGGAUUCUCACCCACCUCAACCUCUUGGCCUCUCCGGGUCAAGGUACGUCCCUGUGGCCGUGUCAUCCAGGGACGGACAGUCUUCCGUUCCACGUUCCUUCAAUCCGGAUAAUUUUCUGAUCGUCCUCGGUGCUGUCUUUGAUUAUCGACUUACAGGGUAUAUAUUUCAUUGUCGCUCAGGGGUGGAACGCUGAACCCGUCACACACACACACACACAUACACACACACACACACACAAAGAACAACUCAACAACCUCGUUGCUCUCUUCCUCCUCGUCCUUCCUCUUCCAGUCAAGAUCGUUCUCUGUUUACUUCUCGGGGGGGGGGUCCCUGAUCAACUUGAAAACCCUCAAAGUCCAUCACGGGAGGUCUCAGAAAUACAUCUGCCUCCCCUACACAGCUGAUCAACAAAGCUGGUAAAAAUGGACCUUACGUCGAGAAGGACACCUUCCCAGGCCAAGACCCUCUCACGACUUCCAGGAUCAACAAACCUGGUUUGAGAUCCGGGAGAGCAUCCGAUUGACCCCCGAGAUCUUGUAACAUGCAAUAAUAAAAAAAAAACCCUCCCCAAUUCUACAGGGUGACCGCCACCUCAGAUCUAGCCUAGGGCUGUCCAGUGGCGAGUAUUCUUCCUAUGGAAGGCCAUUCUUUCGUUUUUGAAGCAAGGCAAUACGGUCCGUCGUAGCUGGGAGAAGCAGCCCCGGGAAAUCUAGGGGAAGCCGGGCGAAGAGUAGAGGGCUGCACAGGGUGGGAGAGAAGACACCUCAGGACAGGCCUCGUUCUCCAAAAGCUACCCCUACUCUGUGUAAUGGGUGGGCUCGUGAGGACGGAACGGGACAAAUCGGCCGGGACAACUCGCCACGGCCAAGUCAGCAACGGUCAAUUCGCCAUGGGAAAACAUGCUGUGGGACAAUUCAACCGUUCUUACUAUUAUUUUAAUUUUUGUCAUUCCCGUUUCAAGUUGCCCUUUCUUCGGCCUCCUUUCUUUAGUGAUUUGAUUUGACUUGUUUUUUCUUCGGUAUUAGGGUAACUCUUCUCCCACGGCCAGUUUUCCCGUGGCGGAGUUGGCCGUGGCGAACUGGCUACGGCCAAUUGGUCACGUUGAGUUGGGCUGUGCCGGACAUGGCCAGGGCGAGUUGUCCUAGACCCCACGAGGACGGGAUGAUGCUUUGCUUAGGCUGCUGGAAGGAGGCGACGGGGACGGUCCUUCCUGGUUGACCUGUGACGCCGUCUGUAUUUUGGCAUUCCAUCAAACUUGUUGGAGAAUAAAAAGUCUACUCUUUA
This is a messenger RNA of Crotalus tigris (Tiger rattlesnake), 5357 nucleotides long. It is a transcript of the gene EPHA8, whose product is annotated as EPH receptor A8. The record is from RefSeq and is a predicted model, not a curated record. NCBI's taxonomy places the organism in Eukaryota, Metazoa, Chordata, Lepidosauria, Squamata, Viperidae. The coding region runs from base 712 to 3498 and encodes 928 amino acids. Gene Ontology annotation, molecular function: ATP binding; protein binding; transmembrane-ephrin receptor activity. Gene Ontology annotation, cellular component: plasma membrane; neuron projection. The transcript has 18 exons. Gene Ontology annotation, biological process: protein phosphorylation; axon guidance; cell surface receptor protein tyrosine kinase signaling pathway.